Procambarus clarkii (red swamp crayfish) is the source of this 405-nucleotide messenger RNA. Lineage: Eukaryota; Metazoa; Arthropoda; Malacostraca; Decapoda; Cambaridae. The record is from RefSeq and is a predicted model, not a curated record.
AUGCAGUUAACAAUUUACUACAAAAACAAGAAGACUGCAAACUUGCAGAGUGAACACAAGCAGGGUGAACACAAGGUGAGUGAACACAAGCAGGGUGAACACAAGCAGGGUGAACACAAGCAGGGUGAACACAAGCAGAGUGAACACAAGCAGAGUGAACACAAGCAGGGUGAACACAAGCAGGGUGAACACAAGCAGAGUGAACACAAGCAGGGUGAACACAAGCAGGGUGAACACAAGCAGAGUGAACACAAGCAGGGUGAACACAAGCAGGGUGAACACAAGCAGAGUGAACACAAGCAGGGUGAACACAAGCAGAGUGAACACAAGCAGGGUGAACACAAGCAGGAUGAACACAAGCAGAGUGAACACAAGCAGGGUGAACACACAAGCAGUGAACAGUAA